Carassius gibelio (silver crucian carp) is the source of this 2209-nucleotide messenger RNA. It is a transcript of the gene nmd3, whose product is annotated as NMD3 ribosome export adaptor. The record is from RefSeq and is a predicted model, not a curated record. The coding region runs from base 167 to 1681 and encodes 504 amino acids. NCBI's taxonomy places the organism in Eukaryota, Metazoa, Chordata, Actinopteri, Cypriniformes, Cyprinidae. Gene Ontology annotation, cellular component: nucleus; cytoplasm. The transcript has 16 exons. Gene Ontology annotation, biological process: ribosomal large subunit export from nucleus. Gene Ontology annotation, molecular function: ribosomal large subunit binding.
UCAGGCGCAUGCCGGGCAGCUAUAGGGGUCCUGUCAUUCCGACAUCGUGUCGUGACGUCACCGGCGGGCGUCGGUCUCAGCGCAGACACAUGUGCUGUGUUCGUGUAACGUUCAUCAAAAGUUAUUAAUCAUAUUGAAGUGGUUAUCGCCGAUUCUCCAGCACAUCAUGGAGUACAUGCAAGCCCCCCCAUCAAGCAGCCAAGGCCACAUACUCUGCUGCAUGUGUGGCAUCGCCAUUCCUCCAAACCCAGCCAACAUGUGCGUCUCCUGCUUGAGGAACAAAGUGGACAUCUCCGAAGGGAUUCCCAAACAAGUCACCGUGCACUUCUGCAGACAGUGUGAACGGUACCUGCAGCCUCCAGGGACGUGGCUCCAGUGCGCUCUGGAGUCCAGGGAGCUUCUGGCUCUGUGUCUUAAGAAACUCAAGGCUUCCAUGACCAAGGUCAGACUGAUCGACGCUGGCUUCUUGUGGACGGAGCCGCACUCGAAGAGGAUCAAGAUGAAGCUGAGCAUCCAGAAGGAGGUGAUGAACGGAGCCAUCCUGCAGCAGGUGUUCGUGGUGGAGUUCGUCAUUCAGCCUCAGAUGUGUGACGACUGUCAUCGAGUGGAGGCCAAGGACUUCUGGAAGGCAGUCGUGCAAGUCAGACAGAAGACUGUCCACAAAAAGACCUUCUACUACCUGGAGCAGCUGAUCCUGAAGCACAAGCUGCAUCAGAGCACAGUGCGCAUCAAGGAGAUUCAUGAGGGCAUUGAUUUUUACUACGCCUCUAAGCAGCACGCUCAGAAGAUGGUGGAUUUCCUGCAGUGCACCGUUCCCUGCAGGUCGAAGGCGUCUCAGCGCUUGAUCUCUCAUGAUGUUCACACCAAUACCUACAACUACAAGAGCACCUUCUCGGUGGAGAUCGUUCCUGUGUGCAAGGAUAACGUGGUGUGUCUGUCUCCACGGCUCGCCCAGAGUCUGGGAAACAUGGGUCAGGUGUGUGUCUGCAUCCGGGUCACCAGCUCCAUACACCUGAUCGACCCCAACACCCUGCAGAUCGCUGAGGUGGAGGGGAACACAUUCUGGCGUCACCCGUUCAGCAGUCUGUGCAGCCCUCGGCAGCUGGAGGAGUUCAUCGUGAUGGACAUCGACAUCAUCAGAGGUCAGAGGUUAGGAGCCGGCGCCGGGCUCAGAUCCAAUAAGCACACGUUGGCUGAGGUUUGGGUUCAGAAGACGUCAGAGAUGGACUCCAGGCAUCAGUAUCACUGCAGAACGUUCCUGGGUCACCUGCUGAACAUCGGAGAUCUGGUGCUGGGUUUUGAUUUUGCCAAUGCCAAUAUCAAUGAUGAGUUCCUCAAUAAGAUGAACCCUCACCAUGUUCCUGAUGUGGUGCUGAUUAAGAAGAGUUAUGACCGCAUGAAGCGGGUGAAGAACCGCGUGUGGAAGCUGAAGGAGCUGGAGCGAGAGAGAGAAGCUACAGACACCGAUGAUGAGAGACAAUACAAUGAAUUCCUGGAGGACCUGGAGGAAGAUGAGCUGCUGAGGAAGAACGUCAACAUCUUCAGAGAUGCUUCAAAGGUCCCUGUGGAGAGCGAGACGGAUGACGAGGGCGCUCCCAGGAUCUCUCUGGAGGAGAUGAUGGAGGAUCUGAGUCUGAGUGACGCCACCGGUGGAGCAGGGGCCGAUAUGAUGACUGAUUAAUGAACAGCACUGUAGGAGAAAACACACGCACCAUUCAUUCUCAUGCUUCCUGGUAUGCUGGUGCAGUGAUGCAGUGCUAUAAUAAACAAGAUAUUUAAACCCUGCCCCUAUAUUACAAAUAAAGAGCGAUUGGUUGACUCAGAAGGGAAAAUGCUGUCAUUUACUCAUCCUCAGAUCUCAUAAACACUGAAUUAUGUACAUUUAGGAUAUAUUUUAGUGCAGACUUCUUAAAGAUCAACUUUUGUUUUGACGUCCUUUUGAUUCACCAUUGACUGGUAUUUCAACACCAAUGGCUGCUGCACCUUUAAUACUCUUAAAGUUUUUCUCUGCCUGAUUGUUGAACUAAAUUUGGAUCACGACUAGUUUCAAAGUUAUUUAAUUCCUUCGACGGCGUUAUUGAACGUAGUCUCUAUGUGAGUUUCAUUACCCAUUUAGGGAAUGUCAGAAACGUAUUUUUCCCCACUGGUCAAAUUUAAACUCUAGUAGAGAUGUUAAUAUUCAACCAAAAUAAAAAUUAAACAAAUUUAA